UUCUUAAAGAAAAAAUGGCAGUUUAUGAUGCUAUUGUUGUUGGAGGGGGUGUUGUAGGAGCUGCCAUAGCAAGGGAGUUGCAAAGCAGUGGAUUGCAGGUGGUGCUGUGUGAGAAGGAGAAGGAAUGGUUGACUGGAGCUUCAAGUGGAAAUACAGGACAUCUUGGUUCAAACUUCUACUAUACCAGAAGUAGAGCUCCCUUGGAGGCAGAGAUGACCGCUAAAGCGAGAGAAAUAAACCCCAGUUGGUUGGCUGGUCAGUAUAAUGUUCCUGCUCGGAAGGACGGAUUAAUUUAUCUGGCUAGAGGAGAGGAGGAGGAGAAAGCACUGGACGAACUACUCAGUUUAGCAGAGGAAAACAGAAUUAGAACUGUAAGACGGAUUAGUAUUCUGGAGCUGAAGGAACUGGAACCAGGGUUGGAUUGUGAAGGGGUUAGCUCAGCUAUUCUCUCCGAGGAGGAGUACAUCGUGGAUCCAUGGUUGCUCAGUAUGACCCAUAUAUAUGGUUGUGAGGUAUCCGGAGUAGACAUGAAGCUUGAUUGUGAAGUUCAAGGUGCGGAAAAAACCGGAGAUGUUUGGGCCAUCCAAACCAAUCAGGGGAUAAUCAAGGGUAAAUUAGUGUUUAAUUGCGGGGGAAACUACGGGGAUCUUGUGGAAAAACUUGGGAACCCGCAGAGUGUGCCAAACUUUACAAUAAAACCUGGAAAAGGAGAAUACUUAAUUCUCUCCGAAGAUAACCCAGAGCAGAGAGUGAGAAGACCAAUUCUUCCAGUUCCUACCAAGCAGACAGCUGGCGUUUAUAUCUUUAAGAGUAUAUCCGGACAUACUGUGGUGGGCCCAACAAAUAUCCGCCAGGAAUCCAGGACGGACAGAUCUGUUUCUCAGGAUAGUAUCAAGAUCAUGAUGGAUCAUGUGCAAAGUCUUUAUCCAGGAACUAAAGUCGCGUCCUUGUUGGGAACCUACGCUGGACUCCGUCCUGCUACGGAGCAUCAGGACUAUAUGGUUUCUAUUGAUCUAACCAGAGGAUGGAUAACCCUAGGAGGGAUAAGGUCUACAGGCUUAACCUGCUCCUUAGCUCUCUCUCAGUAUAUCUGCUCCCAGAUCAUUCCUGGAUAUUCUCCGUCUCUUGUUCCACUCCUCCCUUCUCCAGUCCUUACCGGAAACAGGGUUAGGUUCGGAGACAAGGAUUAUCUUCCCACUCAUCCUCUCUCUUCUCUCAACCUCUUUGGAUAUAUGUGAAACAGAAAGUAAAAUGUAAUAGCUUCAACAAUUUUAUAAUUUUUUUAUCAAAAUUUGAAUUCA
Molecule: messenger RNA, 1301 nt
Organism: Eurytemora carolleeae
Lineage: Eukaryota; Metazoa; Arthropoda; Copepoda; Calanoida; Temoridae
Product: L-2-hydroxyglutarate dehydrogenase, mitochondrial
Exons: 8
Coding region: 15-1238 (407 amino acids)
Molecular function (GO): oxidoreductase activity
Source: RefSeq, a predicted model, not a curated record